This is a messenger RNA of Exaiptasia diaphana, 1687 nucleotides long. RefSeq names its product cleavage and polyadenylation specificity factor subunit 6. Gene Ontology annotation, cellular component: mRNA cleavage and polyadenylation specificity factor complex. Gene Ontology annotation, biological process: mRNA alternative polyadenylation. The transcript is spliced from 16 exons. The record is from RefSeq and is a predicted model, not a curated record. Lineage: Eukaryota; Metazoa; Cnidaria; Anthozoa; Actiniaria; Aiptasiidae. The coding region runs from base 78 to 1550 and encodes 490 amino acids. Gene Ontology annotation, molecular function: mRNA binding.
UCAUUAGUUUACUCGUCGGCCGCCAUCUUGUCCACACGUGUUGACAUUGACAGGAAAGACAGGAGAGAAAAUCAACUAUGGCWGCGGAUACCGGCGUAGAUAUCGACUUAUAUGCAGAGGAAAUAGAACAUGAUAUUAGUGUCCAGCAUGAUGGCGGCGCAGUGGACCUGUACGACGAUGUCUUGACCACAUCAGCAGCUGAACGACAAGCUGAAGACGAAGCUCUUCAGGGAAUAGUUAGCUAUUCUGGAGAUCUUGCAGUGCCAGCAGAACAACCAGUUGGUUAUGAGUACAAGUCUUAUACCACAAUACACCCAAAGUCUGCAGCAUCGCAGGCUGCWCARAGUCAUUAUGAACGCCAGCGUGGCAAACCACUUUAUGUUGGAAAUUUAACAUGGUGGACCACUGAUCAAGAGCUGACAGAAGCCCUUCAAGAGUGCGGCGUCACUGACUUGGUUAACAUCAAGUUUUUUGAGAAUAGAAACAAUGGACAAUCAAAGGGGUUUGCUUUGAUAGAACUUGGUUCGGAUAAAUCUGUCCAACUUGUUACUGAACACUUACCUAAAAUCGAACUUCACGAACAGAAAAUAUUAGUCACUCCAGCAACAAAACAACAUCUUCAUGARUUUGAAGCACAAUCACGAGCGAAAACUGGCAAUAGCUACCAGGGACAGCAGUACGAUGGCCAACAAGGAUAUGGAGGCGAUAGGGGAAGAGGUUACUAUGGUUACAGAGGAGGUUACAGAGGGCGUGGUGGGAUGCGACCUGGAAUGGGCAGAGGUUUUGAGGGUGAUGGACCAAGAGGACCGUGGAUGGGUGCUCCAGGAAUGGGCCCAAGACCACCAAUGCUGCCACCAUUUGGAGAUCAGCCACCACCACCAUUUGGAAUGAACCCYAAUCAUUUUCCAGCACAAGGAAUGGACAAACCACCUGGUCCUAUGCCUCCACAGAUGAGCAUGCCACCUGGUAUGCCAGGAAUUCCUGCUGAUCCCUACUUUGCAAGGAUGGGUGGAAUGGGUCCAAUGUCCAGGCCACCUGUUGCGCCUCAUGUAAACCCAGCUUUYUUCACYGARGGACCYCCRCCGGAUUUCACUGCCAUGGCAACYAGAGCYGACCCUCAGUAUCCAGUUUCUUCAUCAAUCACAGUGGACGAAUACAGUGAAAGUAUGAAGAGAAACAGUGCWGUUGCUAGUAGYGCCAUCAAGAAGGCCAUGGCUGAUGCUAAUUCUGGUGAUAAUGAGAGUGGUAUAGAGACUUUAGUGACUGCAGUAUCAUUGAUCAAACAGUCUCCAUCAGCCAACGACGAAACCUGUCAGAUUUUAGUUCAAAACUUACAAAGUUGUCUUCAAGGAUUGGAAUCAAAGAUGCUGGAAAGAAGCAUGAGAAGCAAAGACCGCUACGAGGACAAAGACGAAUACACAGGUAGUGACAGAGAUAGUUCGUCAAGAAGACAUCGACGACGACGUUCAAGAUCCUCAGAGAAAAGAUCUCGUUCCCGUGACAGGCGUUCAAGRUCACGCGAUCGUGACAGGCAUAGAAGCAGAAGGUAAGGGAGAACUCCACAAGGGUGAAUAUCAUGGACUCCAAGGACAGCGAUUCAGUUUCAGUCAAUUUUUUUUCUCAUAAUUUCUCAGCYUGUUAUMUUUUGUGAUUAUUUUUGUCUGUAAUAUAUUAUAAUGAACCAUUA